Messenger RNA from Camelus dromedarius (Arabian camel), 8466 nucleotides. Its product is annotated as glucose-fructose oxidoreductase domain-containing protein 2. The transcript has 8 exons. Bases 7216 to 8256 code for a protein of 346 amino acids. Gene Ontology annotation, cellular component: extracellular matrix; cytoplasmic microtubule. Gene Ontology annotation, molecular function: nucleotide binding. The record is from RefSeq and is a predicted model, not a curated record. Gene Ontology annotation, biological process: extracellular matrix organization. Lineage: Eukaryota; Metazoa; Chordata; Mammalia; Artiodactyla; Camelidae.
GAGCCUGCAUGUGGGCUCCCUGCCAUGGGGCAAAGGGGCAAGGGAGGGACCAGUAGCUGUGAUGGGAGGGCUUGGCUAUAGCACAGUGUCUUUCAUUGGACAGGUCAACUUGAGCAGAGUGGAAUUCAGACUUAUCUUAAGGUAGCCCUGGGAGAAUGCCCCCUCCAGUGCUCAUUUACUCCUCAGAGGCAGGGCAGCGACCUUCCUCCUGCCACAGCUGAGGGGGCAGGCACACUGCGCAGGGCAGAGCUGUCCAGGGUCUCUGCGUAGUUAUGCUGGUGAGCAGGGCCAGCAAAUGCUUGAUUUCUGGGCUUCGUCAGCUUAUCUGUGGUCCUAACUGGAUGGGAAAGCACAGUGAGAAAGCCAGCGUGGCUGAUUCCUCAGGUCUGAGGAGAAAGGACAAGAGGUCUUGUUUCCAUGCCCUUCCUGGGCUCUAGGGCAUCUCAGGAAUGCUGGGGGCAGCAGGUCAUCCCUCAGGGAUCCACACCUGCCCUCCCUCCCAUGUGAUCGGGCCCUUCCAGCCUCCACGCUCCCCCUUCCCUGGCAAGGAGAAGGAGUUCUUCGUUAGGUGAGCUCUCAGGGGCUGUUGACCUAGGGCAGAGGGCUCCUGAUUUGGCAGAGAAGAGACAAGGGACAGCUCUGGGAUAUCUGAUAAAUAUUAAUAAAUAAAUCAGAAAGUCUGACACUAUGACAUGUGGUUGUUGGUUGUGGGGUAGACUGGGUUUCUUUAAUAAUGAAAGGCUUGUUGACUGCUGCAGAUUGUUUCUGUUUUCCUCCUUUCUCAUGGCUCCAUAGCAGUUCUGACCUGAUAGACAUCACUAUCUAGUGAGCCACGCAGGCUCCUACCGCUGCCCACCCUCACCUCCUGGUAUACUCCCUCAUAGCUGAGUCCCAAGAGCCCUCCAAGAAGUCUUUCCUCAGUGAACAGGACUCAAGACUUUCAGAAGGGGGCUUAUCAGGCCUGCUCGUUUCAGGGAGACAGCGGGAGAAUUUAGGGUCUCCCUGGUCUGGAGGUCAGGAGGGGUUCUGUCCUUGAAACCAAGGAGUUGGCUCCAGGGAUGCCCUGGGAGAGAAGUGAGGAGUGGCCCCUGGGAGGCUGGAUGGAAGGCUCCUCAAGCUGCCCCUGGGAGCGGGUGUGGCCAAGCACUACCUGGCCCAGCCAACCAGUCAAUAGCUCUGCUUAUAUUAACCUGUUCUCCACAGGAGGAGCCUUUUAACCCUGUUAGUCUGGGGUAUGGGCAGAGAGGGGCAGUGGGAAAGGACACAUUCACUGCUUUGUUUCCUCUACCAGGAUUAAGUCUGGACCAAACUCUUCCGUUCUCUAACCUUCCCUUUCUCCGCCCUGCCCUGCCCUGGACUCCUCCCCAGAGAGAAAAAGUCUCAGAGAGGACUCCCUCCUCCUUCUGGCACCCCUUAUAGAAGUCACCAGGCCUAUUCCUGUAUUGUUCUGGUUUCAAACCUUGCCCUUGUGAGGUAAAAUAACAGUGAUUAUUGUUGGGGUGUGUUUAUUGCAUGCUGGGCCCCCCAGGGUUGACACUUAUGUAUAUAUUAUUUCACUUAAUAUGCAAACCACUCUAUGAGGUACUACUAUUAACAUUCCCAUUGUUCAGAUCAGAAAACUGAGGCAGAGAGGGGAAGAGUUACUUGCCUCCUGUAAGUUAGAAGUGACAAAGUCAGGAACCUGGUCAGAGUCCUCUGACUAUGGAGCCGGACCCUGAACUACUCUUUUUCCAGUGCCUGUGGCUCCUCAGACUCUGAGUGCCCAGGCAUUGCCCCUCCCAACUCAGGUCCCCACCCAGGUUACCACCUUCUCUCUGCAGCAGGAAUCUCAACCUGGCCUGAACUAGGAGGUGGACUGUAGAGAGAUCCCCUCCAGGACUGGUGGUUGAAGAGGGAGAAACUUCCCCCUUCCUCCUGGGGAUGAUGGGCUCAGCUCCCGAUCAUCCCUCUGUGUUGCUCAGAUGUUGAAAUCCCCCCUAAAUUUGGAAAUUGACCAAGAAAGAAAGCACAUGCAUCCAUUUCAUCUGACUCAGAUGCUCUUAAGAAAGGGCCAUGUUGAUGACCCACAGUGGCAGUUGGGUUUUACAGGGCUCUGCAGCAAGAACUCUUGUUUACAAAGAUGGAUUCUGAGAAGUCCUGGUGCACAUGGGCUUAGGGCAGAGCUACUUUUAUAAGGACCUUGGGUCUUCAGUUGUCACUCCCCAGAGCCUAGGUCCAUUGCCGUCCCUCAGAUAUCUUUACCGUCAUAUAGAUUGGUCCAGGGGAGGAGAUACACCUUGAAGUGGCCCAGAUUCCUGUUGCCUAGGAAGCCACCAGGGUUCUGGUUCCUCGGGUGACAGAGUCCCCACCUGGUUCCAGGCUUGUCCUGUAGCGCCCCCUCCCGGAGGAAGGCAGCAUCACUUCCCAGACUUGUUUGCCAAAUCUCAGGAUCUUCCUUGGGUCAAAGUUUGUCCAAGCCAGUGAAAAUGCAGUUAGCUUUUCCUCCCUGUUACAGCAACCAGAGAACUUCCAAAGUACCUGUUGUUUUCCAAUCCCCAACCAAAACUAGGACUCAUACUAACUCAGACAAUGGCAGAGUCUCCUCACCUCCCUGUCUCUAGUCUUGCUGUUCCUUGCUCUGCUCAUCAUACUGCUGCCUAAGCAACCUCUCCAAAAUGUCAGACCAAGAUCUCUCCCUGCCUGCAUGCCUCCUCAUCACUCCCAGACUUACCUAACCUGGUCUUCUGAUGGGCAUGUCUCUGCUUCAGCCAUGCCAAGUGGUGCUUCUGCAUAGGGCUAACAUCUUUCCCACUAGUGAGGAUUUAUCCCUGGCAUAUCCUCUGCCUAGAAGGCCACCCAACUCUCUCCUUCAGGAGUCAGCUUCAGGAAUGCCUCUUCACUACUCCUCUAGUAAAGAGGCAGUCACCCCCACCACCUGUGGUCCCACAGCCUUAGUCCUCAGCUCUCCCAUGGCAUGUGUCUUCUUACGUCAGGCUGCCUCAGCAUUUCCCCCUUAGAGUGAGCUUCUAGGAGUGGUAGUGGUGUCUUGUUCCUUUCUGUGGCUGCUAUCACCCACCCUGCUUGGAUAAGUCAAGUAAUAGGCCCUGGGAAAUGUAGACAGGUUCCUUCUUCUAUGGUUAGUCAGUAUUUCCUACAUUACCUGUGAGAAGAUAAGAACAGAUCUUCCUUAUCUGUGCUGGCCUGGUCCACACCUCCAGCCCUGGAGGCCACACAGAGAAAGCAGAUGCUUGGUCUUCUUGGGUCAGGCCUUAGCCAGAGAGCCUCCAAGUCCAGAGAUAUAUAGGGCUCAGGAGAGGGCAGGGCCUCCCUGGGGCCCAGGAUGUGGUCUCAUGCACCCUAGCCUCUGCUUCCUGAGCCAUAAAGUGAGGAGGUCAAGUUCAGUUAUCUUGAAAAGCCCUCUAUGUCUGAAAAAUCCUAAAGAAUCUGUGCCCUUCCCUACGGACAACAUUCAGUCUUUGUGGUCCCUGUGGACAUUAUCUCCUAGGGCAGUCAAGUCACUACCCAGGGAAAAGUGAGGGCAAAAAGAAUAAAUGUCCUGACCCCAUGGCUUACCCUGUAGCAUCCAAGUGACCCCUAAUGGAGGGAGCAGCUUAGGUUGAUGCCCAUUUUCUUCCUGCUUCUUCCAUCUGGGCCUGCCCAACCCAUCCCUCCCUGGAUGUCCAGGCUGUCAUUCCAGGGGCUCCACAUGUAGUUCUGGACUUUAGAGGGCUGCAUCCUUGCAGAUCCUAACCACCUGUCCCUCUCUGUAGCUUCCUCAGCUCCCCACCUUGGUCUCCUUAUCUUGGUGCCUUUUAUGGGGGCCCUUUGCUAAGUGGAUGCAGUGCAAUGAUCCAUACCUUUGGGGAAUUCACAGUCUAGUCCUAAAGACAAGUUAUAUAACCCACAAUGACAGUAGCAUGUAGAUGCUAUAAUGCGGGCAACACUGAGUGCUGCCUGGUUUAGCAGGAUGCAAGGAGCCAUGAGUCUUCAAGGGUACAUGUAUACUAGCCAGCUGGAGAGUGAGGAAUAAAGUCAUUUUAAGCAAGGGAAGCCCCAUGUGCAGAGAGAUCAGGGACUUAACAGGAAGCCACUAAAAAGUUUUAAGGCAGCUGGGACAAGAGGAGUAGGGUGUUAGAGGGGGAGCAACAACAUCAGGGCUUCAGGUAUGUGUGAAGCAGUCUCACUGGGUGGAUCAGUGGGGCAAGGGACCACCAGCAGAGAGACUAGUGAGCGCUCACCUGGAGAUAAAAGUGUCCUAGGCGAGGGUGCUGAUUGUGGUGUCAGAGAUUCUCGGUCUGAAAUAGUAGAUUCACCUGCCUUGAUACCUGAUUAGCUGGUAGGAGUCAAUGAGCAAAGAACAGGAUGGGGUUUGGUAAGGGGGUUGGGGUGAUACCCAGGAUUUUGGCUUGGAACAACUGUUUAGGUGAGAUAUAGGAGGAAAAGCAGGUUUAAUCUGGGAUUCCCUGUGUUUAAAGUAUCUGAGGGACCUGCAGGAGAACCAAGAGGCUGCAGGAUAGGGGUUUUUCCAAAAUGGCCAGCACUGGCCCUCUCUUCCCAGAGAUCCCUGAGGGUGAGAUGCAGUAGUUAUCCAGUGAUUCAGCUACAAGGCUCCAGAGAGACCAUUUACCCCCAUCACCACCCCUUGCCUACCAGAAAAACGCACCGAUACCCCUGUCACUGGGGGUAUGGUCUGGUCCAGCUGUGGUCUGGUGAUAUUUGGAGAGCAUUCCAAAGCUGCCACUUUUGGGGGAGGGGGCAAACGGACUCUGCCAUCUCAGAGUAUCCCAAAUGUUGGUCCCCUCAAGGUCAGGCCAAUGCAGACCCCUUCCCUGGGAGACAGGGAGCAAGGCCAAGCUCCUGCUUCCCAUGACCUGACAGUCCCUUUCCUUUCUCUGCCCCAAGUUCCUCCUUACCACCUCCCUCUCCAUCCCCACUGUUAUCUUGUCUGACUUUCAGAUUUCAUCUGAGGAGGCUUUAGGUGCACAGAACCAAGCCCCACCUCUGCAGAUUCUGAUUCAGUUAGGUCUGGGGUAGUGCUAAGGAAUCUCUAUUUUUGUCGAGGUCCUGGGCUAUCCACUUGACUGCAGUGGGGAAUCCUCCUCCCUCUUCCCAGCCUCUCCCUCUUCAGGCAUCUUUUAUUAGGGGAAUCACAGUCUGAGCAAAGGAAGAACAUUUAUUUUCCCAAGUUGGGUAGGGGCCAGAUCCCCCCCUCCCCUUGAGGGCCUAGGCCCAUAGGCUGCUUCGCUGGUUCAGGACUGGCAGGAGGGGAGCUACUAGUGGGGCAGGACAGUCACUUGUACUGAGGAGAGAGUGGGGGUACUAGUGGGGCAGUGCAGACACUUAGCAUCUUGUUGAUGUCCACCUGAGUUGACUUAUCCACCUCAGCCUUGAGGGGACCGCUGACCCCCAAGCUGGGCAAACCCCCAGGCUCCUCUCCAGUGUCCUCUCCCAGGGAAACCAGAGCGUGGGUGUGGGGCACAAACAUGUUGGGGCAGGGCAAAGUGAGUCCUGAGCCCAGCUCACCUGCCAUGGGCAGCAAGGCCUGCAGCUGCUCCACACCUGCCUCUUCGGGGACCAGGGUCAGCUCCGACUCAGGCUCCACCUCAGCCUCAGCCUCCCUGUCCCCCUCCCCUGCCUGGUUCAGCUCAGGGUUGCAAUAGUUGAUGUACUGGUACAGAGGCCGCAGGCGCUGGGCCUUUCCUGCAAGGACCCAGGGCAGGGCAGGGGCUAGAGCGCCAAGCUGUGUCAUGUCAGGGGUCCAGCGGGCAAGGGAAAAAGGGAAGGCAGGGACUUCCACUCACGCUCCAGCCCCAAGAUCUCUGAAGGUGCAGGUACCGUGCUGGCCACCACUGGGAGCACUGGGGUCCCCAGACUCUUGCGCUUCUUGGCUUUUUUAUGCUGUUUGGCAGAUGGUGAGGGCUCACUCUGGCUACUCUCUAGCUCCUCCCUCUGCAGUGGCAGCUCAGCUUCAGCCCUAGGAUGGGCUUGGUGAGUAGGCCCUAGGAGACUGGGGAACAGGAGGCCUGAGGAGCCAGCCUCUGGCCUUGACUCCUGUGUCCUGAGCCUGUGGAAUAGCCCUACCUACCUACCACCCCAGGCCCAGAUUCUUGUCCCUUUUCUUGGUCAGGGAGGCCCCAGGCUGGACAGGGGCCAAGAGCUCAUGUGAGCUUAGUCCCCUACAAGGGCUUGAGACUCCCUCUCUGUAUGCUCCCUACAUCAGGGCUCUUGUGUAACAGAAGAGGUCAGGAGUAAUGAUGGUGAGAGGGGAUAAGGAUGCACACUGCAAGAAUGCAGGAUUUAGGACUCCUAAUAAGGUGUGAGCCACCCCUACUCCAACCCCAAGCCCUGCAGCUCUUUCCCUCUGAAAGCCCCCUCACUUGACUGGCUUCCUCUUCGGACCAUGACUGGGCCUCACAAUGGAGGCCAUAGGCCUGAGGCCUCUCUCCUCUAGUGCCUCCACCUCUGGCUUGAGCCUCUCUUCCUCCAGUUUGUGUUUUUCUUCCUGAAGCUUUGGCUCUGAGACUUGGCCUGAUGGACACUUGUCUUCACCCUGGGUUUGGCAGGCCUCAUGGGCUGGCACCAGGCACUGGUCUCCCAUCACUGAACACUAGAAGUGACACAUAGGUAACUGGUCACCAUGGCCAGGCAAAGGAAACAGGAACCAGUCAUUAGACACUGGAUAUUAGACACCAAAUAUGGAUGAAGGGCAACAGCCCAUGCCCUUCCCGGCCUGUGAAGCCUGUCCUAGCAGUUAGGAGGUCUUUGCACAGAAUUUGGCCUUCUAAAGCUCUGUGGCCAAGUGUUUGAAGGCUAGAUAGUCUCAUGGUCACCUUGGAGAUCUGAGCAUGGCCACCAGGCAGCUCUGUGAGCUAUGCAGGCCAGACAGCCAUCCUCUCUUGGGCCCCUAGCCGCCUCUCAGCCCCUGCUGAGGCUAUGGCAGCGGGCUGUCAGUUCGUCCUCGACGGUUGCUUGGGAGAAGUGGGGUUGGGAUAGAGAGCGGGCCCUGAGGGGUCGAACUGGUCGACCCCGAGCUGACCGCAGCUACAGGCCAGGGUGGGAAGGGAAACUGGCAGCCGCUCUGUCCCCACCCUCAGCUGAAACUACAAGCCCCAGAAGGCUUUGCGCCGGGGGCUUUGGCCCCUUACCUCAGGGACGGAAACCACUGUUACCUGGCAACAGCAAACCAGUCGGGUGGCAGCAGCGGGAGGCAAAACUGCUCGGGGCGACAACGAAGGCAUGUGCGAGGGUCCGUCCCGUAUCUCGGGGCCCAUCCCCCCAGACCCUACGCUUUGUCCUGACUACUACCGGCGGCCCUCCUCGGCCCAAGGGCGCCUUGAGGCAAACGCGCCGAAGUUGGACCUGCUGACCUCGGAACAGGACCUAGACUCCACACCUCCCCGCGACCCCCGCAUCGGUCCGGGAGCCCGAGAAAUCCUGGAGCGUGGCCGGCACGGCGUAGUGGGCGUGCUGCUGCAGCUCGAGGGUAUCUCCCUAGGCCCAGGGGCCUCUCCCAAGAGGAAGGACCCUAAAGACCAUGAGAAGGAGAACCUGAGGCGGAUCAGGGAGAUCCAGAGGCGCUUCCAUGAGCAGGAGCGUGGCCAGGGUCAGGGCCAGACCAGGCCUCUGAAGGCUCUGUGGCGCUCCCCCAAGUACGACAAAGUGGAGUCCCGUGUCAAGGCCCAACUGCAGGAGCCCGGCCCUACUUCUGGGACAGAGCCUGCUCACUUCCUACGGGCACAUUCCCGCUGUGGCCCUGGGCUCCCACCACCUCGUGUCCCCAGUCCUCAGCUAACCCCACCAGGUCCCAGUGCUAAGGGGCCAGGCUCGGGUGUGGAUUUCAUUACCCACAAUGCCCGCACUGCCAAGAGGGCCCCCCGGCGGCAUUCUCGCUCGCUGCAAGUCCUGGCACAGGUGCUGGAGCAGCAACGACAAGCCCAGGAGCACUACAAUGCCACACAGAAGGGUCAUGUGCCCCAUUACUUGUUGGAGCGCAGGGAUGUGUGGCGGCGGCAGGCUGAGGCUCGUCAGAGUAGUCAGCCAGACCCAGCCAUGCCCCCUGGCCACACUUGCAUGCCUGAGAACCAGCGGUUGGAGACACUGAGCAGUCUGCUCCAGAGCCAGAGCCAACUGCUUCGAGAGCUGGUGCUGCUGCCUGCUGGGGCAGAUUCACUGAGGGCCCAGAGCCACCGUGCUGAGCUGGACCAGAAGCUGGUACAGGUAGAGGAGGCCAUCAAGAUCUUUUCCUGCCCCAAGGUCUUUGUGAAGAUGGAUGCCUGAGCCCUUUUAUAGGGGUAGUGAUGGGGUCUCCCUGAGGAUCGCCACAUGGUUGCAAAGGGCAGGAUUGGGCCCCAUUGUAGAGUGGAGUUCGAAGACAGGAGCAGUGGGGUGGGUAGUAUCCCCAGAGCACUCUUCCCAGCCACUGGUGGCUGUGGAAGGGUCAUCCCAGCCUCCUAAACCCUUUGUCAAAAUUAAACCUUUUGUACACAG